Messenger RNA from Chrysoperla carnea, 1374 nucleotides. Its product is annotated as probable inactive peptidyl-prolyl cis-trans isomerase-like 6. The record is from RefSeq and is a predicted model, not a curated record. Bases 1 to 1374 code for a protein of 457 amino acids. The transcript is spliced from 3 exons. NCBI's taxonomy places the organism in Eukaryota, Metazoa, Arthropoda, Insecta, Neuroptera, Chrysopidae. Gene Ontology annotation, biological process: protein peptidyl-prolyl isomerization. Gene Ontology annotation, molecular function: peptidyl-prolyl cis-trans isomerase activity.
AUGUCAAAUUUCAGUGAAACGAUUAGUAGUGAAUCAUCUGUAACUUAUGUUUCAGAAAAUCCACCAAUUCAAAUAAAAAUUGUGGGUCUAAUAAAUACAAUAUGCUUUCAACGGGCUAAACGUUAUGCCUUAGUAAUGGCACGUCACUUACCCACAGGCUAUGCACCACCUGAGAUAAUACCAUAUUUCGAAGUAGAAUGGAAUGAAUAUUUAUUGAGACAUAAACGUUUAUAUGGUGGUCAUUAUUAUAAAGUUAAGAAACCAUUAAUUGUAUAUAAGGAUAACGAAUACUUAGGGGAUGAUGAAGAUUUGAUCAAUUAUCUCCAACAAUUCUAUCAAAUUAGUGUACUGGAAGAUUUUGAAGCCGAAGCUGUUCGACAUAUGAAACAAUAUAUUGAAAAAAAUGACCGUACUUAUAUAAGUAUGCUAAUUAGUAUUGAUGAUGUUUGUUUCGGAACUCUGGUAUUUUGCUUAUAUAAUGAUAUUUGUCCAAAUACAUGCGCAAACUUUUUACGCUUGUCAACACUAAAACGACAUGGAUACGCGGGUGCACCUGUACAUCGUAUUUGUCGAAAUAGUUGGGUUCAGUUUGGUGGUUGGAAGUUAAAACGAAGCUCUGAACCUUUAGCAUGUGAAAAUUAUGCAGUGCCACAUGAUAGACGUGGUGUUUUAAGCAUGUGCCAUAAUGGAAAACAUAGAGAUAAUUCUACGCAAUUUUUCGUUUCAUUAAAUCCAACACCGUGGAUGAAUUAUCUAUAUUGUGCUUUUGGGCAAUUGGUAAUUGGUGAUGAAAUUUUAACAAAAAUUUCGAAUGUCGAAACAUGCGAUGAAUGUCCAUUAAGUAACAUAACAAUCUGCCAAUCUGGUUUAUACUCUUUCUACGAAGUAAUUACACCCGAAAAUGAAAAAUUGUUAAAAACCCUAUAUAAAGCGAAAAUUCGAGGUAGUUCAGGUUCAAUGACGCCACCAGACAAAGUCGACUCCGCAACAAAGACAGAUUUAGACCGAGCACUGAAAACACCACCAGAACGAAGAGAUCCAACAUUAAAGAAAGAUUUGGAUGAUGAAUUAAAACAAAUAGUGGAUCCUGUGUAUCGGUUACCUCAAACACCGUAUCGAUUAGAAGAUGAAUUGUUGUUUAGACCAUACAAUGAAGUAUUAUUGGGAAGCAAAGCCAAAGUUUUGAAACACAAAAUUAAAGGAAGCGAUAAAGUUGUAACAGCUGAAGGAGUUGUAAGACCAAUAGUAAAAACGCUUUUAAAGAAAGUAGUACCGAAAAAAAUUAUAUCAAAAGCACCACAAUCAGUUUUAGACUCACGCGAUGUUCCAUCAAAUUUUUCAAUUUCUAAGUUUAAUAAUGGAAUGUAUGUAUGA